UCCUAGUGUCUGCCUGUAGCAAGAUGGCGGCGAUCUCAAUGUCAGUGGCGCUGAGGCAAGCGUUGUGGGGGAGAAGGGUAGCGACUGUAGCUGCCGUUUCUGUUUCCAAGGUUUCGACCAGGUCGUUGAGCACUUCCACAUGGAGGCUGGCACAGGACCAAACUCGAGACACGCAACUCAUAACCGUUGAUGAAAAAUUGGAUAUUACUACUUUAACUGGUGUUCCCGAAGAGCAUAUCAAAACUAGAAAAGCCAGGAUCUUUGUUCCUGCUCGCAAUAACAUGCAGUCUGGAGUAAACAACACAAAGAAAUGGAAGAUGGAGUUUGAUACCAGAGAGAGAUGGGAAAAUCCUUUGAUGGGUUGGGCGUCAACGGCUGAUCCCUUAUCCAAUCUGGUUCUGACUUUCAGUACUAAAGAGGAUGCAAUUGCCUUUGCAGAAAAAAAUGGCUCCUCUGGGGGCUUCUCCAGGCAAGAAAACUGGAGUGGAUUACCAUGCUGCCCUCCAGGGGAUCUUCCAAACCCAAGAAUUGAACUCCCGUCUCUUUCAUCUCCUGCAUUGGCAGGAUGGAGCUAUGACGUUGAGGAGAGAAAGGUUCCGAAACCUAAGUCCAAGUCUUAUGGCGCAAACUUUUCUUGGAAUAAAAGAACAAGAGUAUCCACAAAAUAGGUUGGCACGGACUGUAUCUCUGUGCUUGACUGUGAAUAAAGUCAGCUGUGCAGUAUUUAUAGUCUGUGUAUAAUACACCUCUUAAUCUCCUAAUAAAUUUGACCUUUAAACUACAGAAA
Messenger RNA from Dama dama (fallow deer), 787 nucleotides. RefSeq names its product NADH:ubiquinone oxidoreductase subunit S4 (gene NDUFS4). NCBI's taxonomy places the organism in Eukaryota, Metazoa, Chordata, Mammalia, Artiodactyla, Cervidae. Gene Ontology annotation, biological process: electron transport chain. The transcript has 6 exons. The coding region runs from base 24 to 668 and encodes 214 amino acids. The record is from RefSeq and is a predicted model, not a curated record.